AAAGGACAGAUGGAAAAAGGCAAAGUGCUUCUUUCACUAUUAAUUGUCAGUAUUAUUGGCAUUCUAGUUUUAGUGCACAUGAACAGUCAUACAUAUUACAUACAAGCUCCUCUAACAAUAAAAUCUCCUCCAUCAAAUAAUAAAUUCAAAAUCCCGGAGGCUUCAUAUUUAAUAACACCCAUCAAAGACUCUGAGCAUUUCAUGGUGUCUGCGUUUAUCGACCACAGACUGGAUGGGGUCAUUCGAGUCAUCAGCAUAAUCAACAGAAACAGUCUUCAGCCACUUUACUGUGUUCACUGCAGCGCUGAACAAGUCUGCAAAACUGUUCACACUGAGGUCCAGAUACACAGCGACCAUUUUAGCUUCCCGUAUGGUGCCUCAGAUGUGAUUUGUAAAGGUAAACACAUGCAAAAUGCAACUCAUGUCCUCAUAACUGACAAGAAAGAUUCAGUUGACCUCAAAAUGGAAUAUCUGCCAAUAAAAAAUAAGGCUGUACAAGAGACUUUCAAGUUUAACUUCACCGUUUGCAUCUCAAACCUUUUUGGCAACUACAACAAUGUACUGCAGUUUGCUCAAACGAUGGAGAUGUACACGCUUUUGGGAGUACAGCAUGUGGUCAUCUAUAAAACUGGUUGUGGACCAGACUUGAAAAAGCUCUUAAAACAUUAUGAAACAGAGGGGAUACUGGAGAUCGUUCCAUGGCCUAUCGACCAGUUUCUGAACCCUGCAUCAGGCUGGAACAUCAAGCACCACAAGGGAGACAUUCAGUAUUAUGGUCAGUUAGUAACACUCAACGAGUGCAUUUACAGGCACAUGUACCAGUCAAAGUAUGUUCUCCUGAAUGACAUUGAUGAAAUCAUCAUGCCUUACAAACACGCCAGUUUACCAUCUCUAAUGGAGGACCUCCAGUCUGCUCAUCCCAAUAUAGGGGUGUUCCUCAUAGAAAACCACAUAUUCCCUAAAACACAGUUUGAGGAGAGUGGGAAGUUCAAACGAGCAGAAUGGAAUAAUAUUCCUGGUGUUAAUAUCAUGGAGCACAUUUACAGAGAU
Messenger RNA from Sinocyclocheilus rhinocerous, 1050 nucleotides. Its product is annotated as glycosyltransferase family 92 protein F13G3.3-like. The annotation marks the transcript as partial. The record is from RefSeq and is a predicted model, not a curated record. Gene Ontology annotation, cellular component: cytoplasm. Gene Ontology annotation, molecular function: glycosyltransferase activity. NCBI's taxonomy places the organism in Eukaryota, Metazoa, Chordata, Actinopteri, Cypriniformes, Cyprinidae. The transcript has a single exon.